Messenger RNA from Emiliania huxleyi CCMP1516, 1164 nucleotides. RefSeq lists its product as hypothetical. NCBI's taxonomy places the organism in Eukaryota, Haptophyta, Isochrysidales, Noelaerhabdaceae. The transcript has 2 exons. Gene Ontology annotation, cellular component: membrane. The record is from RefSeq and is a predicted model, not a curated record. The coding region runs from base 1 to 1164 and encodes 387 amino acids.
AUGGGCUCAAAGGGCUGUGACAGCACGGAUGCGCUCGUAUUCUUCACCGCGCUCGGCGCCGGCACCGCAAACGGCUUGUUUACAAAGUCGAUGUUCCAGCUCACUGCCGUCGGAAACACUGGCGAGGAGGAGCUCUUCAAGCCAAAGCUUCUCAACACCCUGCUGAUGUUCUUUGGCAUGUCCCUCUCGCUUAUCGCGCACAAGUUCUUCAGCACGGCAAAAGAAUCACUUCCUCCGAACCAGCUCAUCCUCCUCUGCGCCCUCUUCGACCUCUGCGCCACUGCCCUUGGCACUCUGGCGCUGCUGCUGCUGCCCCUCUCGAUGUGGCAGCUCCUGCGUGGCAGCGUCAUCAUAUGGGUCGCUCUGGUGAAACACUUUGUGCUCAAGGACCACCUGACGAGUAAUAUGUGGUGCGGGGUUCUCUUUGUGGCGCUUGCCAUCACUGUCGUCGGGCUCGCUGGGGCACUCGGCGGCGGCGGUGGCGACAGCGGCGCAUCUGGUAGCACCUUGGCCCUCGGCAUCUUUCUGACGCUUUGUGGCACCCUCACGGCUGGAAUCCAGUUCGCGGUCGAGGAAAAGAUGAUGAGCGGAAUGGCGGCUCCGCCGCUGCUACUCGUCGGCAUGGAGGGCAUCUGCGGGUUCGUCAUCACCGUCUGUAUCUUUUACCCUGCCUACUAUUACCUGCCGGGGGACGAUCAUGGACACUUCGAGGAUGCCUUCAAUACCCUGGCCAAGCUGCGCAACUCGCCGACCGCAGUAUUCUUUGUGUGCUGCUAUACUGCGCUCGUCUUCACGUUCAACGUCACGUCCAUGUUUGUUGUCCAGCGACUUUCCGCCGUGUGGAAGGCCAUCCUGCAGAACUGUAGGCCAGCCUCCAUUUGGGCCGCGCAGCUGGUUAUCUACAAUUUGACCGGCGGCGAGUUUGGCGAGGCGUGGGCAGGGUUCGCGUCCUGGAUGCAGCUUGUCGGGAUGGGGCUGCUGCUCCUCGGAAUUGCCGUGUACAAUGGGUCGGUGCCUCUGCCGUGCGUGGACAGCACGGAGGCCUCCGAAAUCCACGAGCCGUCGUUGUGCGAGACCGCCGCCGUCUCCGCGGGCACCCGCUACGCGUCCCGAGCCUCACGCGUGUCGUCGAGCAGGCUCACGUCGAAGCUGCUGCCUGAGUGA